UAGAACCUGCUUAAUUACACUCAGUCUGUCAAAGCCAUCAUCCUUGGACUUUUUAUAAAAAAUUGGUAUGUUUACCAUUUUGUGUUAGGCCAAGUCUACCAUGUUAAGUUUACCGUAUACUAGCAAUGAUUUUUUUUAAAUACAAUGUACCAAAAUUCCUGUCUUGUUGCUCUGGAAAGAAGAACUGAAGCACAGGGAAACACUUGAUACCAAAAUGUAAAAAUACAUGCAUCAGUAUCACUCUAGGCUGACAAACUUGAAUGCUCAAAUAGCACACACAAUCUGGAAUUCGAACGCAAAUCAAUGUACCACUAUAUUGAGUGUCAAGUGUCAUAUUUCAGGUAUUUCUAGCACUUAUCUGUGAAAUGCUUACUUCAGUCCUUCUGUUUUAAUCUAUUAUGUCUGUAUGCCUGAACUGCUAUUUCUUGGCACCGAUGCGGGAGUUUUUGGUAUUUUUUGGUGACGUGCAAUGUAGUCAAGAGAUUGUUUGCAAGACACAUUGUUGACCCUGUUGUUGACCCAGUGACACACGUGUGUAGUGUAGCCACGUGCCAUGUAUCCCAGAAAAUGUCAUAUUUCAUACCGCCCUCUAGUGUUCACAGACAGAAAGGGAUUUUUAUUGCGGCGUUCAAAGGCAUUUGUAGGAUUUUUUAGGCCCUCAUCUGUCAUUGAUUCUAAGCCAACUUUUCAUCAUUGCUAAGUUUCAGUUCCUGCAAAGAUGCAAGAGAGGAAGAGGUUUCCUUCAUUAUGUUUCUGCUGUCGUGAUAAUUGAGCAUGCUUCUGUCAAGAUUUUGUAAACGGCGCCGUGGUUUCCUGUUUUACCAUUUGACCAGUUGGAGAGCCCUUCCACAGAAACUUUGUCUCUUAGGGGCAAUCCGGCGGGAACUGGUUAAGUAUUGCAUCCUUUAUGUUUCCUGUCAAAUGUUUCAAUGAAUCUUUGAACUCCUUCGUAAGUGUAUCCCGAAAAAUUAAUGACCUGACAUGAGGGAAUGGGGAAGUAAAGACGAGGCUUUGUGCAAUCAAGAGGUUUGAUCGAAUUUGCAAGUACAUGUUUAUUAUUUAACAGGUGUUUUACACAUAAUGAGCUAAUGCCGACUGCGUGUUUGGGCUCAGACGGUGGUAACUUUACUUCUCUAUAAUAAUGGACAUGGUUGUGUGCUUCGUCUGAUGUUCUUAACAUUAUCCUGAACCAUGAUCACGUUGGGCCUCCAACACCCUUCAAUGUUGGGUCUAUGCGCGCGGUCUGCGCUCCGGCUGGACGUGACAACAUUUGACAGGGGCCCAGUGGGGGAGGGCUGGAGAGCGUAUUGCUAUUGCCAAGUGUCCCAACAAUUUGGUCCAAGAUUGUAGCUUAAGUGUGUGCUACUCAGAUCAUGCUGUAUUCAACUUGUCUCGACCUCGCCCUCUCUUGGAAUGAUUGAUUCACAAGUGCCACGGUGAUAGCGUAAGCACAGUUUCACCUCGAUCCUGUCCUAGAAAAAACAUGAAAUAAAAAACAUGAAUGCUGAUGUCAUUCGUGAAAGUUCCCAACUGUAUCCUUCAGGCACUGGUAAUUACUGCAAAUGCUGCAAAGUUUGGAAUCGUGGAUUACCUUCAUGGAACUCAAACCCUGGCUGGUUCAAUUCAACUAAAGUUGAUGUGUCGGGCGGAAAAAGCAAGGACGGUUUAAAAGCGACCAUUGUUACCUUGACUGCUGUAAUGCGCCAUUAGCUCUCCAACGACUAUUACAUUCCAUAGUGUUGAAAAAACGUUCUCGUCUAAUACACUUACAACUCUGAAAAGUUGCUUUGAUUUCAGUCAUGAAAAAGUUCCGGCUGGAUCAGGUGCGUUUGAGAAAGCUGUUGUGUUGGUGUCAAAUGGCGCGUAACGAAUUAUUGAAAUACAUGUACACGUAGUCACUGAGGCUUGUGGAAUAUUCUGACUACCCGGCGGACGAUUAUAUAAAGUGAAUUUGUUUCGAGGCUGAAAGCCGCCAAGUGAAAACCAAAGUGCUGGAAAUAACUGUGGCCAGUGGAUGCAUGACUGGUGUGCUUAUUCAUGCAUAUUUAUUGAGCUUUUAGUUAUUUCUGCUCUGCAGACAAUACACGGUCUCUGCGAGCAGUUAGUGUACGUGAUGGCACUAGUUGCGAGUUUGCCUUGACUAUCAAUUUGCUCGGUUUCAGUUGGCUGAAAGGAGACGUGACUUCAUGCAGUCCCCGCCGCCAACACUGCCAACCUUUAGCACAAUGAAUAACGUACAACUCGAACAUGCUCUUCUUGCCGACAAGUUUACCCGUCCCUACUUUCAAGGGAUCUACCCAGCCAACGGCCUACCCAAGGAGCCGGUCCCGUGGCCGAGCGCUUUCGUGGUCACAGCGAAAUCCAUCCCAUCCUUUUUCAUCAACCACUGGAUCGGCAUCUACAUCACCCCGGACGGGGAAGGAGAGGUCUUCGAUUCUCUAGGUCACCCACCGAGACACCCGAUGCUUCAGGACUUCCUGCGCAGAAACACGACCCGAAUCGUGUAUAACCGGGUCCAGAUCCAAGGGAGCCAAUCCAGUGUAUGCGGCCAGCACGUGUUGUAUUUCCUUCUGCAGCGCUGUCGAGGUUUUCACCCGGAGUACAUCGUCAGGAGCUUCUGUCCAGACCACGAUCUAAAUGACGCAUUCGUCGAAGACUUCGCCCAACCCCUGCUCCUACCACCUUCAAAUUCUUUGUUUUUGUAACAAAAGCAUAGCAAUCUCCUUGAACGCGCAAUAUGAAUGCAAGUACAUGUGUACAUGUAUAGACUAAUCCGAUUAGACGCCACAACUGCGGUGGCACCGCACUCAAACGCACAUUCUUUAGCUUGACGUGUGCGUACAUAUGACAAAUCACGACACCCCAUUGGUCGAAGAAGAGGCAUGUAACGCGUGCGUAUCACCUGUCCACGAGCGUUG
Messenger RNA from Acanthaster planci (crown-of-thorns starfish), 2918 nucleotides. RefSeq lists its product as uncharacterized. The record is from RefSeq and is a predicted model, not a curated record. Lineage: Eukaryota; Metazoa; Echinodermata; Asteroidea; Valvatida; Acanthasteridae.